AUGAAGAUCAUUGUAUAUUUUUGCAUUUGGGCAGUAGCAUGGGCCAUUCCAGUUCCUCAAAUCAAGCCGUUGGACAGACAUGCUGUUGACAAAACUGUGAAUUUAAAUCUUCUAGCAAAAUCAAAAGUGCCAAUACAGGAUGCAUUAAAUGCCAAUGAUACCACCAAAGAAAGUGCUGGCCUCAUGCAUGAAAAUGAACGAGGAAGGCAACAGGAUACCAAGGAUGGUUACAAAGGAGAGAGGAAUGGUUCUGAGUGGGCACAGCUGGGAGGGAAAAGUUCUUCUACAGGUUCCACAUUAGUAAAUGAAAAGGGGAAUACAGAGGAUCUAAAGGGGGGCACAGGAAAACCAGAAACAUAUGAUCAUGAUGGGAUCCAAGAAGAUAGCACCAGUGCAAACGGUCUCAGGGGACAAGUAAGCAUCAUCCAAGAUGCUGGAGCAGCAAAUGGGAGCCAUAUUGAUGGGAUUACUGAGAACAAUUCCCAAAAUGCGGGUGUUGGAAAUACAAGUCAAAGUGAGGACGUCACUGUUGUCCAGGAAGAUGGACAUCAAGUAGCUGGAAGCAGUAACAGUACAGGUCAGGAGGAUGAAAUCAACGGGAAUAUCUGUAGAAACGGGGCUGACACAAGUGAAACAACACCUCAGAGAGAAGGCGAGAGAAAUGGGAAUGAGGAGGCAGGGGUAUUGCCAGUGGGAAGUGGAGCUGGCAACGGAGAAGAUGUUGGUUUGGAUAAUUUUGAAGGAAGUCCUAGUGGGAAUGGAGCAGAUGAAGGUGAAGACAAGGGCUCUGGUGAUGAUGGAGGUGAAGAAACAGGGAAUGGAGAAAAGGGUAGUGAUCCCAGCAAGGGCCAGGAGGGUCAGUCUCAUGGAGAAGAGGAUGAUGAGGACAAUAGCUUAGGUAAAAAUUCAGUUAGUAGUGAAGAUGAUGGCCCUGGGGACAAUGAAGACGCCCAUGUCAUUGGUGGAGACAACAUCUCCAAGAGUGAGGAAGAUUCUGCCGGUAUUCCAGAAGACAAUGAUAGCCAGAAAACAGAGGACAUUCAGAAACCCAGUCACGGAGAGAACAAAGCUAUGGAAAAUAGAAUCACCGAAAAGUCAGAGCCACCUGCUAUUGGGAAGGGCCAAGAUAAGGGAAUGGAAAUGGAAAGUCCUAGCAGUGGGCACAGAAACAAUAUUACCAAAGAAGCUGGGAAAGUUAAUGAAGAUAAAGAGAGUAAAGGCCAGCAUGGGAUGAUUGUGGGCAAAGGAAAUGUCAAGACACGAGAGACUGACAUUAUACAAGGAGCUGGCCAGAAACUGGAACCUGGAAAUAAGCUUGGACCCAGCAAAACACACAGUGACAGUAACAGUGAUGGAUAUGACAGUUACGAGUUUGAUGAUGAAUCCAUGCAAGGAGAUGACCCCAACAGCAGUGAUGAGUCUAAUGGCAGUGAUGAUGCCAAUUCUGAAGGUGAUAAUAAUCACAGUAGCCAAGGAGAUACUUCUUAUAACUCUGAUGAAUCAAAUGAUCAUGGCAAUGACAGUGGCUCAAAAGGAGAUGAUGAUGGUAGUGAUAACACAUCAGAUGCUAAUGACAGUGAUAGUGAUGGCAAUGGUAACAAUGGAGGUGAUGACAAUGGCAAAUCAGGCAACAGCAAAGAUAAAUCAGACAGCAGUGACAGCAGUGACAGCAGUGACAGUAGUGACAGCAGUGACAGUGACAGCAGUGACAGCAGUGACAGUAAAUCAGAUAGUGACAGCAGUGACAGUAGUGAAAGUGACAGUAAAUCAGACAGUGACAGUAGUGACAGCAGUGAUAGUGACAGUAAAUCAGACAGUAGUGACAGCAGUGACAGCAGUGACAGCAGCGACAGUGACAGCAGUGACAGUGACAGCAGCGACAGCAGUGACAGCAGCGACAGUGACAGCAGUGACAGUGACAGCAGUGACAGCAGUGACAGUAAAUCAGACAGUAGUGACAGCAGUGACAGCAGUGACAGUGACAGCAGUGACAGUGACAGCAGUGACAGCAGUGACAGUAAAUCAGACAGUAGUGACAGCAGUGACAGCAGUGACAGUGACAGCAGUGACAGUGACAGCAGUGACAGCAGUGACAGUAAAUCAGACAGUGACAGUAGUGACAGUGACAGCAGUGACAGCAAAUCAGACAGUGACAGCAGUGACAGCAGUGACAGUAAAUCAGACAGUGACAGUAGUGACAGCAGUGACAGUGACAGCAGUGACAGCAGUGACAGCAAAUCAGACAGUGACAGCAGUGACAGCAGUGACAGUAAAUCAGACAGUGACAGUAGUGACAGCAGUGACAGUGACAGCAGUGACAGUAAAUCAGACAGUGACAGCAGUGACAGUGACAGCAGUGACAGCAGUGACAGCAGUGACAGCAGCGAUAGUGACAGCAAAUCAGACAGUAGUGACAGUAGUGAAAGUGACAGUAAAUCAGACAGUGACAGUAGUGACAGCAGUGACAGUGACAGCAAGUCAGACAGUAGUGACAGCAGUGACAGCAGCAAUAGUAGUGACAGCAGUGAUAGCAACACUAAAUCCGACAGUGACAGCAGCGACAGCAGUGACAGUGACAGCAGCGAUAGUGACAGCAAAUCCGACAGUGACAGCAGUGACAGCAGUGACAGCAGUGACAGCAGCGACAGCAGCGAUAGUGACAGUAAAUCCGACAGUGACAGCAGCGACAGCAGUGACAGUGACAGCAGCGAUAGUAGUGACAGCAGCAAUAGUGACAGCAAAUCCGACAGUGACAGUAGUGACAGCAGCGACAGCAGUGACAGUAGUGACAGUGACAGCAGUGACAGCAGCGACAGCAGUGACAGCAGCGAUAGUGACAGUAAAUCCGACAGUGACAGUAGUGACAGCAGCGAUAGUGACAGUAAAUCCGACAGUGACAGUAGUGACAGCAGUGACAGCAGUGACAGUAGUGACAGCAGUGACAGCAGUGACAGCAGUGACAGUGACAGCAAGUCAGACAGUAGUGACAGCAGUGACAGUGACAGCAGUGACAGCAGUGACAGUGACAGCAGUGACAGCAGUGACAGUGACAGCAAGUCAGACAGUAGUGACAGCAGUGACAGCAGUGACAGCAGCAAUAGUAGUGACAGCAGUGAUGGCAGUGACAGCAGUGACAGUAAAUCAGACAGUAGUGACAGCAGCGAUAGUGACAGCAGUGACAGCAGUGACAGUAGUGACAGCAGUGACAGCAGCGAUAGUGACAGUAAAUCAGACAGUAGUGACAGCAGCGAUAGUGACAGCAGCGACAGCAGUGACAGCAAGAGCAAGUCUGGUAACGGCAACAACAAUGGAAGUAGUAGUGACAGUGACAGUGAAGGCAGUGAUAGUAAUCACUCAACAAGUGAUGAUUAG
Cervus elaphus (red deer) is the source of this 3372-nucleotide messenger RNA. RefSeq names its product dentin sialophosphoprotein (gene DSPP). Bases 1 to 3372 code for a protein of 1123 amino acids. Gene Ontology annotation, molecular function: collagen binding. Gene Ontology annotation, biological process: odontoblast differentiation; dentinogenesis. The record is from RefSeq and is a predicted model, not a curated record. NCBI's taxonomy places the organism in Eukaryota, Metazoa, Chordata, Mammalia, Artiodactyla, Cervidae. The transcript is spliced from 4 exons. Gene Ontology annotation, cellular component: nucleus; cytoplasm.